This is a messenger RNA of Mucor velutinosus, 1317 nucleotides long. Its product is annotated as Deoxyribose-phosphate aldolase (2-deoxy-D-ribose 5-phosphate aldolase) (Phosphodeoxyriboaldolase). Gene Ontology annotation, cellular component: mitochondrion; succinate-CoA ligase complex. The record is from RefSeq and is a predicted model, not a curated record. Bases 1 to 1317 code for a protein of 438 amino acids. The transcript has 6 exons. Gene Ontology annotation, biological process: tricarboxylic acid cycle; succinyl-CoA metabolic process. Lineage: Eukaryota; Fungi; Mucoromycota; Mucoromycetes; Mucorales; Mucoraceae. Gene Ontology annotation, molecular function: succinate-CoA ligase (ADP-forming) activity; ATP binding.
AUGUUCAAUUCUUUGCGUGCUGCUACUUCUAUCGCACAACGUGCUUCUUUGGUUGCCCGUAAGCCUAUCCAACAACAACAAAAGCGUUUCCUCAACAUCCAUGAAUAUCUCUCUGUCAAGCUCUUGAGAGAAUACGGUAUCAAUGCUCCCAAGGGUGAGGUCGCUAACACUCCUCAAGAAGCCUAUGACAUUGCAAAGAGUCUCGGUUCUGAUGAUCUUGUUAUUAAGGCUCAAGUUCUUGCUGGUGGUCGUGGUAAGGGUACUUUUGAUAACGGUUAUAAGGGUGGUGUCAAGACUUUCAAUACACCCGAAGAAGCUAAGGAACUUGCUGAAAAGAUGCUUGGUCAUAACUUGAUUACCAAACAAACUGGCGCCGAGGGCAAGCCAUGUAACGCCGUCUACAUUUGUGAACGUAAAUACGCUCGUAACGAAUACUACUUUGCCAUCUUGUUGGAUCGCAAGUCUGCCGGCCCCGUCAUUGUUGCCUCUUCUCAAGGUGGUGUUGAUAUUGAAGGCGUUGCUGCUACCAACCCUGAAGCUAUCAUCACUGUUCCUAUUGAUGCUAAGGAAGGUCUUACAAAGGAGAAGGCCUUGGAUCUUGCCAAGAAGAUGGGUUUCACUCCCAAGGGUCAAGAGCAAGCUGCUGAUACCUUCUUGGGUCUUUUCAAGCUCUUCAACGAGAAGGAUGCCACUCAAGUUGAAAUCAAUCCCUUGUCUGAAUCUAGUGAUAACCAAGUUCUCUGUAUGGAUGCCAAGCUGAACUUUGACGAUAACGCCAGUUUCAAGCAAAAGGAAGUCUUUGACCUCCGUGAUUUCACUCAAGAAGAUCCUCGUGAAAUUGCUGCUGCUAAAUACAGCUUGAAUUACAUUGGUUUAGAUGGUAACAUUGGUUGUUUAGUCAAUGGUGCUGGUCUCGCCAUGGCCACUAUGGAUAUCAUCCAACUUCACGGCGGUAAGCCCGCUAACUUUUUAGAUGUUGGUGGUGCUGCUACCCCUGAAGCUGUCAAGGCUGCUUUCGAAAUUAUUACAUCUGAUCCCUCCGUUUCUUCUGCCUUUGUCAACAUUUUUGGUGGUAUUAUGCGUUGUGAUGUUAUCGCUGAAGGUAUCAUUGCCGCUGCUAAGGAUUUAGAUCUCCAAAUUCCUUUGAUUGUUCGUCUUAAGGGUACUAAGGUUGAUGAAGCCAAGAAGUUGAUUGCUGAAUCUGGUCUUCGUAUCUUUGCUCAAGAUGAUCUGGAUCUUGCUGCUCAAAAGGCCGUCAAGUUCUCCAAGAUUGUUACAUUAGCUAGAGAAGCAAAUGUUGAUGUCAAGUUUGCUUAA